CAGAGCGUCUUCACCGCCGCCGCCGUUCCGCCACGACCUUCGCCGCUCGCCGGCGACCAUGAGAGGCUUCCCUCCUCCCAAUCUCCGGCCCUCUCCUUCUAAAAAGCAGCCCCCUGUAGAUGAGCUUCUCCUGAAACGGAGGAAACCAAGCAGACCGGAUCUCGUCGGCAGCGCCAACCCACAAUCGGCCCCUCUCCGCCGCGCCUCUUCGGGUAAGCCCCGUUCUCCAGCUUCAAAAUCCGAUUUUCUUCAUGGUUUCGAUGGAUCCAAGAGCUGGCCGGCUUCAAAAUCGCGCCUUUCCGCCGAAAUCCAUCAAAAAACCGCGAAAUCCCUCGACCCAGUUCGUUUCUCAGAGAUUCUCUCGAGAAAAGAUUGGUUUUCGAUGCUAAAUACUGAGUUCAAAUCGGUUGUGGCAUAUCUUUAUCCCCGUUCAGCGGUGAGCUUGAUACAAAAUCUGGAAAACCCUCUAUUCUCGCUCAAAUUUUACAUCUGGCUUUCUAAUUUCAACGAACAAUUAGCAAAAGAUCAAUCCGUUCGCAGGGUUUUGGCUGAAGCUCUAUGGAGGAGAGGUCCAGUGGUGCUGUCUGUGGACUUAUUGAAGGAGAUUAAGAGCUCCGGUUGUCGAAUUACGGAGGACAUGCUGUGCAUUUUGAUAUCUAGUUGGGGCCGAUUAGGUCUUGCGAAGUAUGUGAAUGAAGUCUUUGGGCAGGUGUCAUUCUUGGGAUUUAGGCCGAGCACCCUGGUCUACAACUCGGUGAUCGAUGCAUUGGUUAAAGCUAAUUCACUUGAUUUGGCCUAUUUUAAGUUCCAGCAGAUGCCAUCUGACAACUGCUCGCCGGAUUGUUUCACUUACAAUAGUCUCAUCCAUGGAGUAUGCAAGCUGGGUAUUGUUGAAGAAGCUCUUCGGUUGGUGAGGCAGAUGGAGAGUUCAGGAUACCCACCUAAUGUCUUCACCUACACUAUAUUGGUGGAUGGAUUUUGCAAUGCAAAGAAGGUGGAGGAGGCAUUUCGGGUCUUAGAGACGAUGAAGAAGAGAAAUGUGGCUCCUAAUGAAGCCACUUUCCGGUCAUUGAUUCAUGGCGCAUUUCGGUGCUUGGAACCACACAAGGCGUAUGAAAUGUUAUGUGGGCAUUUAGAGCGAGAACCAGUUCUACAGGAGCAUGCAUGUAGCACUAUUUUGUAUUGCCUUUCCAAGUGUAGUAUGGCAAGAGAGGCUAGAGGGUUUAUGAGUAGGGUGGGCCAAAGGGGUUAUUUUCCGGAUGCUGCAACAUUUAAUGUAGUGAUGGCUUGUAUGGUGAAGGGUCUGGGAUUGAGUGAUGUCUGUGAGAUGUUGGACCAUUACAGAAAAGGAGGCGGCAAACCUGGAUUUAGUACAUAUCUUAUGGUUAUCAAUUCUUUGUUAAAGGAGGGAUGGGUUGUGGAGGCAAAUCUGUAUUUGAAACACAUGGUCUUGGAUGGACUUGUAUCUAGUGUAGUAUCGUAUAACAUGCUGAUCGAUUGCUUUGUCAAAGCUGAGAUGAUGGAUAAGGCAAUGGAGAUUUUUGAAGAAAUGCAUGGGAAGGGUUUUCGUCCGAACCUCAUUACAUUCAAUACUCUUAUCAGUGGCCAUUCUAGGGUUGGGGAUGCAAGUAUGGCAAGAGAUGUUCUAAAGAUGCUUCUGGAGCAUGGUUUUAAGCCAGAUGUUGUUACAUUCAGCUCUAUAAUUGAUGGGCUUUGCCGGGUCCACCAGAUGGAUGAUGCUUUUGAUUGUUUCAAUGAGAUGAUAGAAUGGGGUGUUUCUCCAAAUGCUGUCACAUACAACAUACUAAUCCGUUCUCUUUGUGCAGUUGGGGAUGUCCGCAGAUCAAUGAAACUUUUCAGAAGGAUGAAAGAAGAAGGCAUUGAUCCAGAUGUCUUUUCUUUUAAUCCCCUAAUUGUAAGCUUUUGUAAGAUGAAAAAGAUUGAGAAGGCACAGAACCUUUUUGAUGCUAUGUUGAGAUUUGGUGUGGCCCCAGACAGUUAUACAUAUAAUGCUUUUAUCAAAUCUUUAUGUGAUGCAAGGAAAAUUGAAGAGGCCAAAGAAACUGUACUCAUCAUGGAGUUAAAUGGCUGCACUCCAAAUUCUUAUUCAUAUGGCUCAAUUGUUCAUGCCCUUACUUCUUCGGGCAACUUAGAAGAGGCUCGAGAGUUAAUUAGCAAAUGCGAAAGGAAGGGAAUUCAUAUAAAUCCCCUUCCUAAUCUGAAGAUAGAAUCUGAAAUCACUGACAGAGUUGUCAACAGCUGAUUCAAAUUAUUUCAUGGUUGAAACUAAUUCUUCAACAGACAUAGAUUACAGCUUCUUUAUUAAAGGUUGUUUUACCAAAGGCAUAUCAGUUAUGCCAUCAAAUCAUCUCAACCCUACUAAAGGGUGAAGCAGGGGCUCCAUUCAACAAUCUCAGCCCACUGUGACUUGGCUUCUGGAUAAUUACUUUUGUGUAUUCAUACAUGAUAUCUUGCCAUGUUACUUUUGCAUGAUAUGCCUGCGCUACCACAAGAUGAUUGGUAUUUGUCUAUGAAAUGAAGCCAAUGUUUCUGACUGCAGCCUCAGCUCUUCAAACAUACAGGAGAAGAACUAGGAAAAAGACACGGAGAAAAAAAGGAUUUGGAUGGGAAUGAUGAAAAUUGAUUCAUUGUUCUCACUUUGAAGGGGAAUAUGACCUGAACAAUAAAUGCCAAUGCAUUCACAAUUUUGUCUACAAACAGCUAGGAUUGGUCAAGAGUUGGAAAAAUUGCUGAUCUACAAAGAAUUCACUCCACUGCAAAAAAUUGCCGUGCUUUGAUUUUUUUUUUCUUCUUUUUCCUCCUUUAUGUCAACUUUGUGAUGUAAUUUUUUUGACAAUAAACCUUGUGGCUCAUUCUUUUAUUAAAGACUAAUGUAAGAUGGAACAAAAUUUGAUCUCUUUGUCAAGAAAAGAAGUUGAUCUAGCAAUCACAUUUGACAA
Phoenix dactylifera (date palm) is the source of this 2960-nucleotide messenger RNA. The record is from RefSeq and is a predicted model, not a curated record. Lineage: Eukaryota; Viridiplantae; Streptophyta; Magnoliopsida; Arecales; Arecaceae.